Messenger RNA from Fusarium redolens, 619 nucleotides. RefSeq lists its product as uncharacterized. The transcript has a single exon. Bases 259 to 501 code for a protein of 80 amino acids. NCBI's taxonomy places the organism in Eukaryota, Fungi, Ascomycota, Sordariomycetes, Hypocreales, Nectriaceae. The record is from RefSeq and is a predicted model, not a curated record.
UGUAGAUGUCAUAGGUUGCAUUGAAGAGUAUAUAUACUGCCUAUGAUUCCUUUCAUCUCAGUUCUUCAUUAUCAUCAAUAACCAAACCAAUAAACACUACAAGUCAAACUAAUCAUCUACACUCUAUCGCAUACCUUACCAAGAAACUCUAAAAACUGUCAAACUCAAAGACAAUUUUCAACGAGUUAUCUCCACUUGAACUCAGCAAACUACUCAAUCAACAACUCAAAUCACCUCAAAAAUACAAAUACAAUCAAAAUGUGUCUUCCCUUCCGAAGAAGUCAGCCCCGCUACAGCUCUGGCGGUGGCGGAAUGAUGGGUGCUCGCCCAGUCAAGGAAGUUCACCACCAUCAUCACGGUGGAGGUCGCAUGGGCAUGGGAGGUGGCCGCAUGGGCGGCGGCGGCGGUAUGAUGGGAGGUAUGGGAGGUGGACGACGCAUGGGUGGAGGUAUGGGCGGCAUGAUGGGCGGUGGUAGAAGAAUGGGAGGACGACGAUGCUAAGGGCGGCAACGGGUUAUGAGACGGCCUGGAUGUCUAAAUGUUAGGAGAUGCAUUCUUGUAUUAUUAUGAAGCGAUGGUUCGGAUAAAUGAUUAAGAAACACCUUUUGAGCGAAACGAG